Molecule: messenger RNA, 2712 nt
Organism: Rasamsonia emersonii CBS 393.64
Lineage: Eukaryota; Fungi; Ascomycota; Eurotiomycetes; Eurotiales; Trichocomaceae
Exons: 2
Coding region: 1-2712 (903 amino acids)
Biological process (GO): positive regulation of anaphase-promoting complex-dependent catabolic process; positive regulation of ubiquitin protein ligase activity; anaphase-promoting complex-dependent catabolic process
Cellular component (GO): anaphase-promoting complex
Molecular function (GO): ubiquitin ligase activator activity; protein binding; anaphase-promoting complex binding
Source: RefSeq, a predicted model, not a curated record
AUGGCAAUCAGUCCAUGUCAUUCGUUGGAGGAGCAUGCCUCCUCUGGGAGCAGGAUCUCUCGCCGGCUCCGUUUCACUCAAUCCCACCCUUCAUUUCGUGACGACUCUAAUGCUCUGAUCGAUCCUUUACCCGAUUAUCCAAAACAGACAGGGCCUUAUACAUCCUUUAACGAUUGCAUUCUGGUGUCUACAGAGUCAGCAGGCCGAAAUCGAGAGAGUGUGGCUGACUCAAAAUCUCCGACUGGGUCUGGGAAGCGGCCAAACUCCGGGAGCACUCGAGCUUUGGUCGACCCUGUUCAAAAGAUCAUUCUCCCCCGGACACCUGAGAAGCGGCCUAGGAUAAGGUGUUUUAGCGCUGGGCCCCUAGGGCACGCUCCAAGGGUGCCUCUUUGCCCUGAUCGCUUUAUACCGGAACGGCAAUUUUCUGAUGCUGCAUCUCCGUUUCGCCUUAGCAAACCUCCACAAUAUUUGUCGCCUGAAGAGAAACUACUGCGACGACGGGACAGACGCGAGGAUCCAUUUAGAUCGCCACGUUCUCCGAGGGUGAUCAGCUUUCCGAGGCACACUGACUAUCAUCAGCGCAGACACAGCCCUCAUUUUAUGCCGCAUUUUGUGAAUGACCCAGCUCUCUCAAGACAUGACGAUCUUUUGGAAACCAGUGAUAUGUUCAGACAAGUCAGUACUGGAGCCGUCUGGAAUGUCGGAGGACCGUCUGUUGCGACGGGUAGCCGACCUCUGGGGAUCCCUGAUGGAAUGGGAGGUUUCUCAAGAAGCGGGACCACCGCUCCAAUGCAUGUUGCCAAGUUUUUCGACAGAACUUCGCCUCCAGAACAAUAUAAGAUGCACGAGUCAAGGCUGGCACUCGCAUUGGAUAUUGACCUAGCAAACCGGAUGCUCAGCUUCUGGAGACUUCCUACUCAGCCUGAGUUCAAAUUCAGCCCUUCAUCUCCGCGCUAUGAGCAAUGUUGCCCUCUGACGUGGAAGGAUAAUGCUUGGAAGAGGGCCGAACGCGCGGAGGGGUCAAACACUGCUUCUAAAGCCGUCCAUCCGGUGUUGCCUGUCGUCCCAUUUCGGAUACUUGAUGCUCCCUUACUACGUAAUGACUUCUACUGCUCCAUUCUUGCCUAUUGCUAUACCUCUGAUCUCCUCGCUGUCGGCCUUUGUAGCAGCGUUUUUCUGUGGUCCGAAGCUCACGGGCUCGAAUACCCACCUUUUCCAGACCAGCCUAUUGAAAAUUAUAUAACGUCCCUUUCCUUUUCCUCUACAGAGGGUGGACGGAGCAUCCUUGCUGUUGGGAGACAAAGUGGCCAAGUGUGUUUAUGGAGCACAUUCGAAGACGCAGUGCGCUUUGAGACCACACAUCCAACUCCGGUCUCUUGCGUGGCAUUCAAGCAGGUCACAUCUCGCCGGCAAUCAACGAGAUUUCACGGAAUCGAAGUGAGCAUGGAGGAUCUUGCUGUGGGUGAUGAGUGCGGUUAUGUGUGGUACUACUCCGUGGAGUGGCCAGACUAUGGUCCCGAGGAAUCCGAUGACUGGGAUGGUACAAUGACGCUACUAGCCAAGAUUGCUGCACACAAGCAGCAGAUUUGCGGCUUGGCCUGGUCUCCUGAUGGCAUUUAUCUUGCAACCGGUGGAAAUGAUAAUGCCUGUCUGUUGUUUGAUCUUGGAGAAGUGCUUCAUCCACAUCAAGACACGGUCCUGGAGGACUCUCAUUCAACGGCGUAUCCGUCCUUUUUUGGAUUCCAGCCUCCCAGAGCCCUAUCCCGUCUAGCUAUCUCUGCACGACUGGGUCGUUAUUUUGGCCGUUUUCCGCGUUCACUUUCAGGCCAUCCUUCCACCCCGAGAUCUCCCAGUGUUCCUAGCUCAUCUGCUGUGGUCACUGCGGAUAUUGGAUCGGUUUCAUCCGGGGGUGGACACACAAUCUUCGUGCCUUGGAACCGCCAGAAACACCGACUCCGCCAUUGCGCCGCUGUCAAGGCUAUCGCUUUCGCUCCCUGGCAGCCAUCCCUCCUGGCCACCGGCGGAGGCUCAAAUGACCGGUCUAUCCAUUUCUAUCACGCUCCAUCUGGAAGCUGUCUGGCGACGAUUGACGUCUCUGCCCAGGUAACCAGUUUGAUAUGGAGCAAGACUCGACGGGAGAUUGCUGUAACUUUUGGCUUUGCGCAACCGGAGCACCCAUUUAGGAUCGCCGUCUUCGCAUGGCCAAGCUGCGAGCAGGUUGCUGCGAUCCCCUGGAACAUCAACGUCAGUGGUGUAUGGGAUCCUGAGACCGAUAACAAUAUCGAUUGUGGGAGGGCUCUCUGGGCGAUCAGUCAUCCUGGUAGUCCAAACAAAUUCCUAUCGGGAGCUCUACGACAUGAGCGGGUGGACGAUACAGAUGUUCUACCUGUCAGCAACGCUGAUGCAGUGAGUGCUGCUGGUGGCGCUUCAGCUCCGCUAGUCAGCAGCGGGACCACUACCAUUCGUCAUGGUUCGAUCAACUCCACGACCUCAGCAACAGCACAGAGCAGGGGGAAGAAAGAUAAGGUCUGGUCUCGGACAGCGGAAGAAGGCUGCAUCGUUGUUGCAGCGAGCGACGAGAGCAUCCGAUUUUACCAGGUUUGGAGCGAUAGCACAAGAAAUAUUGUCAGAGCCCGCGGCCUGCUGGGGCACAGUGCUAUCCUGGAGGGACUUGAAGGCAUCGAGAACCCGGGAAGAGAAGUCAUUCGAUGA